AUGUUCGCUUUUCUCAUUCCAUUGUUGGACUUUAUUCGGAUUUUUAUUGCUUUCGUGACCUUUGUAGUCUUCUUAGCCUUGUCCGGUCUAACACUCGCCGGUUCAGCAGUAGCAUUAAUCGUAUCCACACCGAUCUUCAUCAUAUUCAGUCCGAUUCUCGUACCCGCCACUCUAGCCACUACAGUCCUUGCCAGUGGUCUCACGGCCGGUGCCACCCUCGGAUUGACGGCCUUGAGUCUCAUCAUGAGGCUCAUUAGGACUGGGAAAGGAACUAAGUUUUCUCUGUCAGCCCAAACUCCAUUGAUGAAUUUGCUAAAGAUUUCUGGUGGAUAUGGAGGAACCUUAGGAGGGAGAACAUUUUCUGGAACGUUCGGAGAUCAAUCAGGAUCUGCACCAGGAGCAGGUGGAGGUACACUUGGAGGUGCAUUUACAUGGUCUAAGAAUUCCGGAAAUUUGCUAAAGAUUUCUGGUGGAUAUGGAGGAACCUUAGGAGGGAGACCAAUUUCUGGAACGUUCGGAGAUCAAUCAGGAUCUGCACCGGGAGCAGGUGGAGGUACACUUGGAGGUGCAUUUACAUGGUCUAAGGAUGGAAAUUCCGGAAAUACCCUAGAUUGGUUGAAAAAUCAGCCUUGGUUCAAAAUCGGCGGUGCGUCUGCGGGAGGAGCUGCACCUGCUGCUGGAGCUGAACCGGCGGCUGGAGCUGCACCUGCACCUGCGGCUGAAGCUGCACCGGCAAGCAAACCUCCAAAGUAA
Messenger RNA from Microthlaspi erraticum, 753 nucleotides. NCBI's taxonomy places the organism in Eukaryota, Viridiplantae, Streptophyta, Magnoliopsida, Brassicales, Brassicaceae. The record is from the annotation of a GenBank genome assembly.